AUGGGCUAUGCCAAGAAAUACGACGAGUGGCUUGGCGCGGAGCGUCUCUGCUCCAGGGCCAUCGAGGGAUCCCAGGCCCUGUUUGGUGCCGUCAUCCCACCCAUGGCAAAAAAGUACCUCCGCAUCAAUGCGAAGGUCUUCGCUCGGCUGAACCCAGGCUUUUGCCCCUGGGUUCUUGCCGAGAAGGAGUAUCUCGAGGCGACAAAGGACUGCAAGGACAGGAUCACGUGGUCCCUGCCGCACCAAGAAGGUCACGUGCACUACUCCCUGCCCGUUUUUAUGGACGACAGGCCCGCCCAAUUUGGUUGCAAUGCCUUCCACUACUAA
Molecule: messenger RNA, 327 nt
Organism: Symbiodinium sp. CCMP2592
Lineage: Eukaryota; Dinophyceae; Suessiales; Symbiodiniaceae
Source: the annotation of a GenBank genome assembly